GUCAAUUCUUAAAUAUUUCUGCUUCAAAAAUUUGAAACUAAACUUCAAAGUAUUAAAACAAUGCUGCGCGUAAUUUCCCUUCUUUUUGUAUUUAUUGCAGUUUCAAAUGCUGAAGAACGAAAGGUAACUUUUACAUCAGGAAAUAUAAUUCAAGGCAAAUUUGCCGAAGGUGUAAAGAUAACAAAAAAUAAGCAAGGCCAACAGGAAAUUGAGUGGAAUGAAGAGUUCGGCAGUAAAAAUCCGUUGACAGUUUACCUCUCACAUAUUUAUGAAGAUACGUCAGUUCUGGAAGUAGUUGAAGUCAGUGAUUUGUGUGCAAACUAUGAGACAGGAUCUUUUCAGGAUACAGUUAAAUAUUUUUUUCUAAGAAAAUUCAGAGGUACUAAUCGAUGCCCAGUAAAGAAGGGUAAGAAUGUAAUUAAAUAUCCUAUGAUAAACUCGUACGAAGCAAAAAAGGGAGCUGUUACUUGUGGACCAAUUAUAACAACAAUGCAUGUUGUUAAAAAUAAGAAUCCAAAAACUGGUGAAGCACCUUUGUUAUUUACUGCUCAAUUGAGAGGAGCUAUAUCUGGCGCCAAUUGUUAGUAAUAUAAGAAUUAAUAUUUUAUUUUGAUUUUGUAUUA
Molecule: messenger RNA, 623 nt
Organism: Leptopilina heterotoma
Lineage: Eukaryota; Metazoa; Arthropoda; Insecta; Hymenoptera; Figitidae
Exons: 4
Coding region: 61-585 (174 amino acids)
Source: RefSeq, a predicted model, not a curated record